AUGGAGCCCGCGCCGCAGCCGCGAAAGCGCUUCCAGCCUCCCUGGCUGAAACGCGAGAAAGCGAAGGCGGAAGAGGCUUUAAUUCCGCCCCGCAGCAUUUCAACAACACAAAAAAGAACAGACACGAAAGGAUCGCCGGAAACUUGCGGAGUUUCCGUCCCGGAAACUGCAAGUUCAACUUCCGCAGCCCAGGAGGAAAGCGGGGUCCCCGGAGCCCGCAAGCGGCCAGCCGCAGCUCUGCAAGAGCCCCCUGAAGGCCACUUGAAAGAAAGCCAACAGCUUUCAGCAGCAGCGAAGAAGUUUUGCUGCGCAGCGCUGCGGCCUGCUGCGCCGGCUGCAGCAGAGUUCUCGGCCUACAAAGUCAUGUACUGCAAACGAUCUCUCAAGAAACACAAGGCCUACUACGACGGCGUCCUGCUGCCCAAGCCCUACCACUCCGUGGUCCUCAGCGAAUGGGUAGGCCACUGGACCACUGGUCACAUCGAGUGGACCACUGGACCACUGCCUUUGCUGCAGGGCGCCACGGUCACGAAGGCGCGCCUCUCGGUCGCGGUACAGGCCCCUUACAAGGACGGCGACACCUUCACAAUUGGAGGCUUCGAAGGAGAAAUCUACUCAGCCAUCCCCCAGGCCGACUUCAUCAGCGGCCGCUGCUUCACGAACUCCAGCAGCGAAGCGAAAACCGCGCCCGCGCUGCUGCCGCCGCCGCCUCAACCGCAGCAGCAGCAGCAGCAGCGGCAGCGGCAGCAGCAGCAGCAGCAGCAGGAUUCUGCACCCGAUCUUUUCGGGGACGACGAGCGCGAAGUGCCCGCGGCUCACCGCCGCGAGCCGUGCAGCGCCGCUGACGCUGCUGCUGCCAGCGAAGCCCCGCAGCAGCCGCAGCAGCAGCAGCAGCAGCAGCAGCAGCAGGUGCUGGUGGGGGAGUACCUGGCCGCGCGGCUGCGGCCGCACCAGGCGGAAGGCCUGGAGUGGCUGCAGCAGCAAAUCGGGAAUGGGGGCGGCUGCAUCUUGGCGGACUCGAUGGGCCUGGGGAAGACCCUGCAGGCGCUGGCGCUGCUGAGUUCGCUGCUGGCGCACUGCAGCAGCAGCAGCAGCAGCAGCAAAAGCUGCGCAGCGUUCAAGGCCCUGGUGGUCUGCCCCACGAGCCUGAAGGCCAGCUGGCGAAGGGGUGAGCGGGGAUCCCGGCCUGCCGCCACUUCUGCGGCGUCACAGCCAUGCUGA
Messenger RNA from Eimeria tenella, 1221 nucleotides. RefSeq lists its product as uncharacterized. Lineage: Eukaryota; Apicomplexa; Conoidasida; Eucoccidiorida; Eimeriidae. The transcript has 3 exons. Gene Ontology annotation, molecular function: DNA translocase activity; ATP binding; ATP-dependent chromatin remodeler activity. The record is from RefSeq and is a predicted model, not a curated record. Gene Ontology annotation, cellular component: nucleus. Bases 1 to 1221 code for a protein of 406 amino acids. Gene Ontology annotation, biological process: double-strand break repair via homologous recombination; reciprocal meiotic recombination.